Messenger RNA from Arachis duranensis, 3979 nucleotides. RefSeq names its product sister-chromatid cohesion protein 3. NCBI's taxonomy places the organism in Eukaryota, Viridiplantae, Streptophyta, Magnoliopsida, Fabales, Fabaceae. The transcript has 22 exons. Gene Ontology annotation, molecular function: chromatin binding. Gene Ontology annotation, biological process: sister chromatid cohesion. Gene Ontology annotation, cellular component: chromatin; nucleus; cohesin complex. The record is from RefSeq and is a predicted model, not a curated record. The coding region runs from base 123 to 3521 and encodes 1132 amino acids.
UCAUUUGGCGGGAGAUUUCUUAAUCCCCAUUUUGGAGGGCAGUGUGUGAAACUGAAAACCCCUCUCUCUGUCUCUCUCCUUCAAGCGUGAACCAGAUCACAGUGUUGCAGUUGCAGUAGGUCAUGGAAGAUCCAGCUCCAACCUCCGAAGCUUCCAUUCGCCGUUCCAAGAGAAACAGAGCUCCGACUCGAAAACAAGUAGCUCGGGAAGCCGAGGCCGAGAAGGCCGGCGAGGCCAGCGACCAUGCCGAACGAGAGAGCUCGCCUGAUGAAUUUGACGAAGCGCGCCCAAAAUCCAAGCGGGCUCGUGCCUCCGAAGGAACUUCCAGCGUCGCCCACAAAGCUGCUGAUCUGAGAUUGAUUGAGGUAGUGAAAGGCAAUGGCAAACUCAUUCCUCAUGCGGUCAAGCUCUGGGUCGAGCGCUAUGAGAAGGAUUCAAAGCCUGCGAUGGUUGAGCUCUUGACAAUGCUGUUUGAGGCAUGUGGAGCCAAGUAUUAUGACAAAGGUGAUCUCGUGGACGAGACUGAUGUUGAUGAUGUUGUUGUUGCUCUUGUCAGUUGUGCGAAGAAGGGCGAAGCAGAAGAUUAUCAAAAUUCCAAAAAGAGGGAGUUCAAAAACUUCAAAGGGAAUCUAGAAUCAUUCUGGGAAAAUUUGGUUCGUGAUUGUCAGCAUGGCCCAUUAUUUGAUAAGGUUUUAUUUGACAAGUGCAUGGACUAUAUCAUUGCACUUUCAUGCACCCCUCCAAGAGUUUAUCGUCAAGUUGCCUCAUUGAUGGGUCUUCGGCUUGUCACAUCAUACAUUAGUAUUGCUAAUAUGCUUCGUUCACAAAGAGAGACUACUCGUAGACAACUGGAUGCUGAAAAAAAGAAAAAAACUGAGGGACCUCGGGUGGAAUCACUAAAUAAUAGGUUUUCUGAUACUCAUGAAAAAAUAACAUUGUUGGAGGAGAUGAUGCGCAAGAUAUUUACUGGGUUAUUUGUGCAUCGCUAUAGAGACAUUGACCCAAAUAUCAGGAUGUCAUGCAUUGAGUCACUGGGUGAAUGGAUCCUGUCAUAUCCAUCACUUUUCUUGCAGGAUUUGUACCUAAAAUAUCUUGGCUGGACACUGAAUGACAAAAAUGCCGGGGUAAGAAAGGCUUCCAUAAAUGCACUUCAGAAUCUUUAUGAAGUGGAUGACAAUGUACCAACCCUAGGUUUAUUUACUGAAAGAUUUUCUGGCCGGAUGAUUGAGCUUGCUGAGGACAUUGAUGUUUCUGUAGCUGUUUGUGCCAUUGGUCUUGUCAAGCAACUACUUAGACAUCAACUUAUUCCUGAAGAUGACUUGGGUUCUUUGUACGAUUUGUUGAUUGUUGACACCCCAGAAAUCAGGCAUGCCAUUGGUGCAUUAGUGUAUGAUCACUUGAUUGCUCAAAAAUUUAGUACAUCCCAAUCAGGAUCAAGAGGUGAAACUGGCAAUUCUUCUGAGGUCCACCUUAAGAGAAUGCUGCGAAUCCUGGAGGAGUUCCCACAAGAUCCAAUUUUGAGUAUUUAUGUGAUAGAUGAUGUUUGGGAAUACAUGAAAGCUAUGAAGGAUUGGAAGUGCAUCGUAUCCAUGCUUCUCGAUGAAAAUCCAUCGGCUGAGCUCUCUGAUAAUGAUGCAACAAACUUGGUGCGACUCUUGUGUGCAUCUGUGAAGAAGGCUGUUGGAGAGCGGAUUGUACCUGCUACUGACAACAGAAAGCAAUACCACACCAAAGCCCAAAAAGAAGUAUUUGAAAAUAAUAAACAGGACAUAUCUGUUGCUAUGAUGAAGAGUUACCCGUUACUCUUGCGGAAGUUUAUUUCAGAUAAAGCAAAAGUGUCAUCUCUGGUUGAGAUUGUUUUGUACAUGAACCUUGAGCUUUAUUCCUUGAAGAGGCAGGAGCAGAAUUUCAAAAAUAUGCUCCAGCUUAUGAAAGAAGUGUUUUUUAAGCAUGGUGACAAGGAACCUCUGAGAGCUUGUGUAAAGGCAAUUAAUUUUUGUUGCAUAGAAAGUCAAGGGGAAUUGCAAGAUUUUGCGCGUAAUAAGUUAAAGGAACUUGAGGAUGAACUUAUCUCUAAGCUGAAAUCUGCAAUUAAAGAAGUAGUGGAUGGUGGUGAUGAAUAUUCUCUUCUUGUAAACUCUAAGAGGUUGUAUGAACUCCAGUUGUCAAAAUCAGUGCCUAUCCAUAGCAUAUAUGGAGACAUUGUAGCGGUGUUACGUGAUUUUAGAAAUAUGGAGGAUGAGGUUGUUUGUUUCCUGCUUCUGAACAUGUAUAUGCAUCUAGCUUGGGCUCUACAUUUUAUCGAAAAUGAAGAAUGUGUUUCUGAAGCAUCUUUAGUUUCUGUUAUUUCUAAGCGCGAUACCUUGUUACAAGAACUUGAAUACUAUCUUAACAUGGCUACUGACAGCAAGGAAGGGGGUAGACUCGGAAGUGAGCUAGGUUGCAGAGUGUGCACUAUACUUGUAGAAACAUGGUUCUUAUUUAGAAGCACACUUUUCUCCAAGACAAAGCUGGAAAAAUUAGGAUAUGCGCCAAGUGCAGACAUGCUUCAAAAGUUUUGGGAACUUUGUCAACAACAACUUAAUGUAUCAGACGAGAUGGAAGAGGAAGAUGUCAACAGAGAGUAUGCUGAGGAGUUAAAUAGAGAUGCUGUUAUGCUUGCUGCUGGAAAACUGAUUGCUAAUGAUGUUGUUCCAAAGGAAUAUCUUGCUUCUGAGAUCAUUUCUCACUAUGUAAUGCAUGGGGCAAGUGUUGCUGAGAUUGUAAAGAAUCUGAUCACAGUUCUGAAGAAAAAAGAAGAUGAUUUAGCCACCAUUUUUUUUGAAGCACUUAAAAAGGCAUACCGUCAACAUAUUGUGGAUAUCUCUGACAGUGAAACUGACCCUUCAGAAAGCAACUCCUUCUCAGGAUGUAAAGAUCUGGCUGCUCGGCUCUCUGGAACAUUUGUUGGUGCUGCCAGGGUCAAGCACAGGUUAGACAUUUUAAAAAUUGUCAGGGAUGGCAUUGAAUAUGCUUUUGUUGAAGCUCCGAAACACUUGUCAUUUCUGGAAGCAGCAGUGCUCCAGUUUGUGUCAAAACUCCCUGCAGCAGAUGUGUUGGAAAUUAUGAAGGUUGUUCAAAGUCGAACAGCAAAUGUCAAUACUGAUGAAAAUCCAAGUGGUUGGCGUCCCUAUUACACAUUUAUUGACAUCCUACGUGAAAAAUAUGCAAAGAAUGAAGGGUUUCAAGAUGAGAGGGAAGGGGUUGCUGUACGGCGCAGGGGUCGUCCUCCUAAGAGGCAGAACAUACCAGGAAAGAAACUUUUUGAUGAGCAAAGUUCAAGUGAGGACGAGGACUCCAUUAGUGCAUCUGAACAAGAUGGACAAGAUGAAGGUGGAAAGGAAGAUGAGGAUGACGAAGACGCUCCUUUGAUACAUUCAAUCAGACCAUCAUCUAAGUUAAGAUCGCUGGGAAAGGCAGGGAAUUCUGCAAGAGCUGCAGAUAAUUUAUCUGCUUCUAGAACAUCAGCUGCAUCAAACUAGUUCUCCAAGGUUGAAAGCUACGUGUAUAGUUUGCAAAUGCUUCGGUUGCAUAUCCGAUUUGCUCUAAUUCUCCUUUCCCUCUACUGGACGGCAGCUUCUUAAUAGGAAAAAGACCUGCUGCUGUUGAUUGCCAGUUUAGAUUAUGAAUACUUGUCUGUAAUUUAAUUUCGACGUGUCGAUUGUAUAUGAUAGUAAUACUGUAAUCGUUGUGUUAGUCAAGAUGGUUAGCCUUUCUGCUAAAUAUAAUUCUGCAAAAUGCUCUUUCUUGGAGCCUAAUUAUUGAACUGGAAAGUUGGCAUUACCUUGUCACUUAAAAACUAUCGGCUUUGUGGCCAAAAUUUCCUGGCUUUCUGCUGAAAAUUGAGAUGCGCUUAAUGCACUUUGGUUGACCGCUGCUUUUGGUCAUUCUUAACAGUUAACACGAAAUAAAUCAGCCGAAGUUUCUUUUUUUUUUUUAA